Ciona intestinalis (vase tunicate) is the source of this 2375-nucleotide messenger RNA. It is a transcript of the gene mta, whose product is annotated as MTA protein. Gene Ontology annotation, biological process: negative regulation of transcription by RNA polymerase II. Gene Ontology annotation, cellular component: NuRD complex; nucleoplasm. The record is from RefSeq and is a predicted model, not a curated record. Lineage: Eukaryota; Metazoa; Chordata; Ascidiacea; Phlebobranchia; Cionidae. Gene Ontology annotation, molecular function: sequence-specific DNA binding; chromatin binding; histone deacetylase binding.
GUGUGACGUCAUUUACUUUUGUUCAGAGUCUGACGAGGCGCGACAGACAGGUUAUUCUGGCGGGGGGUUAGGAGGCCCAUGCAGCGAUAAUUUAGUUGUUAUUGCAGAAAAUUUAUUAAUUAUUUAGGUCUAAGGAAUUACCACACCAUGGCUUCUAGCAAUAUGUAUAGAAUCGGAGAUUACGUUUACUUUGAAAAUUCCCCAAGUAAUCCCUAUUCAAUACGACGUAUAGAAGAAUUAAACAAAACCUCAAGUGGAAAUGUUGAAGCAAAAGUUAUUUGUUUUUACCGAAGAAGAGAUAUUUCCAACAGUUUACUUCUGCUUGCAGAUAAGCAUGCAAAGGACAUGGAAGAAGACAUGGACGAAGCUUCAACAGAUUUAAGUGAAAAUGAACGACACCAGUUAAACCACAAAGAACUUUAUUUAUCCCGCCAACUCGACAGUUUACCCGCCACUUAUAUAAGGGGCAAAUGCAGCGUAACUUUGUUAAACGAAACUGAAGAUUUGAAGUCAUAUUUAAACAAAUCUGACACAUUCUUUUACUCACUGGUAUACGAUCCAGCACAGAAGACACUUCUUGCAGAUCGGGGUGAAAUAAGGGUUGGUUGCAAGUACCAGGCAGAAAUACCACCUUUGAUUAAUGAAAAUGGAUACGACGGGAAGGAGGAUGAAAGUCGAGAGGAAAUGGUUUGGAAUCCAAAUAAUGAACUUUCGAAACAACAAGUUGAUCAAUUCAUGGUCAUUUCAAGAUCUGUUGGCACAUUUGCGCGAGCACUUGAUUGCAACAGUUCGAUCCGACAGCCAGCAUUACAUGUUAGUGCUGCAGCUGCUUCAAGAGAUAUUACUUUGUUCCACACCCUCACAUGUUUGCAUAAGAAUAAAUACAACAUCGCCGAUGCAAUAUCAUCAUUGGUGCCCAAGACAGGCCCCAUGUUAUGCAAGGAUGAGAUGGAAGAUUGGUCGCCUUCUGAAGCAAAUCUCUUCGAAGAAGCGUUGGAAAAAUAUGGAAAAGAUUUCCUGGAUAUAAAACAAGACUUUUUACCAUGGAAAACCAUAGCCAGCAUUGUGGAGUAUUACUACAUGUGGAAAACAUCAGAUAGAUACGUUCAACAGAAAAAAUUAAAAGCUGCAGAAGCUGAAGGAAAACUUAAACAAGUUUAUAUUCCUAAUUACAACAAACCAAACCCGAACCUAAUCAAACCAGUAAAUGGAGAAAGUAAUGGGAAGGCUUGCGAAGGAUGUUUCUGCACAUCUUCAUUCCAAUGGUACACAUGGGGUCCGCCUAACAUGGGUUGUAGAUUGUGUGCUACAUGUUGGAUGUAUUGGAAGAAAUACGGAGGUUUAAAGAUGCCACCUUCAAGUAGAUUGGAACGGAUGCAUAAUCAUAAGAUUAAAGGAACAGACAAAGAGCUACGUUACCGACCACCAAACAGCGGUGUUGCCAUCGUGGCCACUGGAGGGCCUCACAGAGCACAGCGAAUUUCCCACAAGACCAAACAAGCUUUCUUCUUAAACGCGACGAAACUUACACGACUUGCCCGUCGUUUGUGUAACGAGACAUUCUCCAUCAGACACUACAGUAGAAGGCCGUUCGAAGCAAUCAACAUUGCUGCUAUUAAAGCAGAAUGUCAAGUAAGAUUGUCUUCUUCACCAAAAGUAACGACAAAAUUCCCUCAGAAGAAAUGGCCUCCAUUGUCAGUUGUUGUUGUUCGAUUGUUGACGCUUCGACCACAACUUACCCAUCAGUCCGUUAAAAAAUCAUUGUCAAAAAUAAAAACAUCGGUCGAAGUCGCAACGAAUAAUAAUCAUCAUUUAUUACCAAGUAGUGGAAGCUUAAAGAGGAGUCAUCAUAAUGGUCAGAAGAUGGGGGAUAAUGGAUCAAUUUAUAGAGUUUCAAACGGUCCACAGAAGAAGAAAAGGUGUUUGAAUUCAACUGAUGCUUCAGAUGAUAUGUUGUUUGUAUGUACUGAUCGUAUAAGGGAUAUACGGAAACGAAUCAAAUCAUCAGACCAACGUAGUGCUGCAAGGAAACCAACAAAGUUCCUAAUCAACAUGCCGAAGUUUGCAAUGAAACCACCACCUACAAAACAUAUCAACCCUGAACCUAUAGUGAUAGAUGAUUAGCUUGUGUGGUCCUUGUUUAGGGGAUUCACCCAUGUACCAGUCCUGCCACGUCGGUGCUUUUCGAUGUGAGGUCCACAAACCAAAUUGUCGUUCAAGAUAAAAUUAUUUAUUUUUCACUUCCGCAGCUGCAGACAUUUCCAAUAAUACUGUCACAUGAUUGGCUAUGAUGUCACAUGGUUGACUAUGAUGUCACAUUGUUGGCUAUGAUGUCACAUUGUUGGCUAUAAUGUGAAUACAGUUUUUUCAAGCAA